UUCUUAACCUUUCGUUGCAACGGUCAUGGCGACACGAAGCAAGACGAACUGACGAAGUAUUUGAGGUUAUAAAAAAUACCGGCUUAUAUUUUUAUAUGUUUAGAGAUUUCAAUUUAGUGUGAAAAUGGCUCAGUAUAUCGCACAUGACAUAAAAAAGAAAGCCAGGACAGAGGAUGUAAAGAUACAAGAGGACGUGACGUUUUAUCAGUUAGGUCUUUCACAGGAUAUUUUAGAUGGAUUGAUAUGUGCUGGAUUUCAACGACCAUCGCCUAUACAAUUGAAAGCUAUCCCAUUAGGCCGCUGUGGAUUUGAUCUGAUAGUGCGUGCAAAAUCAGGAACCGGAAAGACUGUAGUAUUUGGUGUAAUAGGACUUGAGGCAGUAGAUAUCAAAAUCUUGACCCCACAAGUAUUAAUAAUAGCACCUACCAGGGAGAUUGCUAUUCAAAUAUGUGAAGUUCUCAGAAUAAUAGGCUCAAGAAUUGACGGUCUAAAAGUCGAAUACUUUGUGGGAGGAAUAUCGAUAGACGAGGACAGAAAAAAGCUGAAUAAAUGCCACAUAGCUAUUGGUGCUCCGGGGAGACUAAAGCACUUGAUAGAAUUGGAGUUGUUGAAGGUUUCGAAAACUAGGUUAUUUAUUCUUGACGAGGCCGACAAAUUGAUGGAGAUUGAUUUUCAGACAGACAUUAAUUACAUAUUCUCUAAAUUACCGUCCAGCAAACAAGUUAUAGCUUCAAGUGCGACUUAUCCUGGAGAUUUAGAAACGUUCCUGCAGACAUACAUGUGCUCUCCGGUAUUAACGUCACCAGAUAUCGAUGGUUCGAUUCUGAUCGGGAUCAAACAAUUUGUGGUCGUAGUUCCUGCGCAUCCCAAUAUGAUGAAACAGGUACAAAUAAAAGUGGAGGAGCUAGCGAAGAUUCUUACAAAGAUUCCAUUUAAGCAAAGCCUGGUCUUCACAAAUUACCAUACAAGAACGCAAUCGAUAAGCAAUAAAAUCAACUCCAUGGGUUUUUCAUCCACAUACAUCACUGGAAGUCAGGACAUGACCAAAAGAUUAGAGACAAUUGCGAAAUUAAGAAAGUUCGAGUGCAGAAUUCUGCUGACCACGGAUCUAACUGCAAGAGGUAUCGAUGUGGAGAAUGUUAACAUGGUUGUGAACAUCGACCUGCCUAAAAAUGGGGCAACGUACUUGCAUCGAAUUGGUAGAGCUGGACGCUACGGAUCCCACGGGAUCUCCGUUACAAUUGUUUCCGAAAAGGAGCUUUCGUCCUUCAGAGAAUUGAUACUCUCCGUUGGUGGACCCAACUUUUACCUGCUUAAACUUCGUUCCGAUUAUAAGGAAGAUGUCUGGGCUGAUGAUACUACAGAGUUUGAACAGUUUCAUUCAGUCGAGGCGACUCGCAUGGAAUCUCCAGUUGAUAGGACAAUUCUUGAAUCUGAAAACGGCGUACCUGUAGUAAUUUCUACAAUCAACGAUACACCAUUAGAAGACAACGUUACCAAUGCUCCUGCCAUGAGAUAUGGCAAAUGUGGAGGCGUUUCGUCUAAAGAAACAACAGAUAAGGACACAUCGUCAGAAAAUAAUGUAUCUGCUGUGGAAGAUGACAAAUGUGAAAGCGUUUCUCCUAAUGAACCAACAACGAGUGAUGCGUCAUCGGAAAAUGUAAAUACUUCUACUGCGAAGGAUGACAAAUGCGAAAGCGUUUCUCCCAAUGAAACAACAGUCAGUGAUACAUCAUCGGAGAAUAAUGCUGUGUAUACUUCCGCUGCUGAAAAUGACAAAUGUGAAAGCGUUUCUUCUAAUGAAAUAACUAGUAAUACGUCAUUAAAAUGUAAUGUUGCAAGUACUUCUAAUGUAGAUGACAAAUGUGAAAAUCUUCUGUCUAAGGAAACUACAAUCAACGAUACAUCAUUAGAAAAUACUGUUGCAAGUACUUCAUGUGCGGAGCAUGACAAAUAUAAAAUCUCUGAUCUCUCUAAUGAAACAACAUUAAAUGAUACACUCAAAGAUAACGUUGCGAAUCUUCUUAUUUCGGACAUUUGUGAAACUAUCUCUCCGGAGAGGUAUCACAAUAAUCGUUUCAUUGGUAGAUACGCAAGACAAAAGAAGGUCGAUUUGAAUGGGAAGAAAAAAAUGUUAGACAAGAAUUUUCAACAUGAAAAGCACAAAAAAUCUCCUGUGACCGAGAAAGAGAAGAGAGAAUCAGCUACUGGAGGUAGCUCAUCGAGAAACAAAUAUACGUUUAAAAUCAAAUCCGAUUCAGGUAAUCUUUCCACUGCGGAAGAAUUAAAUAAAGAUGUUACGUUUGAAAUAGAUCUUUCGGGUAUAAAAGACUGUAAGUUAUCGGAGGAUGAGAUUACAAAUAUUAUUGAUGGCUUAAAGCUUCCAACAGCCAACGAAGGCGAAGAAAAUAAUGUACUGAUUUUUGCCCGUAAGCCUGAUGAUGUGAGUGAUAACGAAGAGCUUUCUACGCACGUUUCUCAGGAUACGUGUUCGAAGAACUGCGGUUUAAUGCACAGUCUAGAAUCGUCCACAGAGGAAUUGAAUAAGAGUGACUGUAACAAAGUAAUAAAACUGUUGGAUAACUACGUAUUAACAUACGCUAAGAAAAUUAACGAUAACAGCUGCGACACUUGUAUAGAUGAUGAAGAAUCCCUGUUGAAAGUGGCUUCCAAUUGGAAAGAAUUACUUAAUUACGAAAUUAGUUUUCUGAAUGAUACGUACAAAGGUAUGACUGAUUCUGUUCAUAAAUUAAUGUACGAAGAACAUUAUUCCGCUCUGAAAACCUUCCUUGAUAUACAGAAACGAGCUUUCCUAUGUGUCUUCCCGCAGCUUCGUAAUGACGAAGAAGUGCAGGACACUUAUACGUACUCAGGAUACAAUUCAAAUAACAAUUUAUUAGAAAUGUAUAAAGAAAUAGAGGAGUUCAAGGGCCGUUUCUACACAUUGGGGACCAAAUUCAACGCACAUUUUCCUUAUCCCGUGAACGUCGAUGAGCACAUGCCAAAUUUAAUGAUGUCAGAAUCGGAGAUUGAGGAAUAUCGCAAAGCAUUACGAUAUUUUAGCAAUUAUGAGGAUCCUUCUGAAAAAUUAAUGGAAAUAAUAGAUUACAUAGUAUUCCUGAGUGAAGCUGAGCAUAGUGAUUUGAUUAAGAAAAUAAGAGAUCGAAAUUUAUCCUUCGCAGGUAUAAAAGCGCUCGUUAUUGAGGAAGCAGCAAAAAGGAAAUCAGAAAAUGAUCAAUCAGUGGAACAUUUACAAGUAUCUGUAAAGGAAAUUGCUACUGAAACAAAUGAUGAAUUGACAGAGCACGUACAACUAUCCGAGAGCCACAUUCCUUCGACAACAACUGAUGAAUCGACGGAGCAUAUGCAGAUUCUUUCGGAAACGAAUGGUGAGUCAACGAAGUGCGUGCAUGUGGUCGAAAAAUCAAUUUCUUUGAAAAAUCAAGAUGAUAUUCAACAUCAGAAAAUUAUAAAUGAAGAUACACAAAAUUUAAUAAAAGAAAUAGAGGUGCUCUCUCUCAAACUUGAUAAAGAUGAGGAUGAAGUACAAGAUACAGAAUGUAGUAUUUCCACUGGUAUAAUUUCUGACAAAAACAAAGACGCUUUCGUGAACAAAGAUUUAGAUGAUAGUGAACCAUCGUUUCAAAUUAAGCAAGAGAAAGAGGACAGUGAGCAGAAUAUGAGCAGUAGUUCAAGCGAGCCAUUAUCUACGUCGCACGUUGAUACACACUCAAGCAGCUUAAGUAAUGAUAAUUUCCUCAGUGGUCCACAGAAACCAAUCACAACUAGCGGGAACCAGGAGGAAGAAUGCAGGCAAAAAGAAACAGAAACAAAGGAAAAAGCAAGAGAAAAAGGGAAGAACAAGAAUAGCAUGGAAAACGCUACAAGACGGUGCAAGAGAGAUGCUACACGUGAUAAAGGAGUGAAAAAGGUGCAAAUAAAAUACAUGCCUGUGCAAACCAAUAACAUUCGUUACAAUGAUGUAGAAUACGAUCCGUACAAGAAAAUUAUUACUAAUAACGCGAAGUUUCAUCAAGAUAAGCCAAAGAAUAUGACGGAUAAUUCAACAGCCUCUGUUCCCCUGAGUUCACCGAAUCCAGCCGUUCAGAAUUUUUACCCGCAGGUCUCAAGUUCGAAUUUAAACGAUGCAAUCGCAGAAGAGGGAGCCUUUGCAUCAAAUCAGAUCGACGAUCCGACUUCCCAGUGGACGGGAAAUGUUGACGCACAUUCGACAGCUGUCUAUCAUCAUUACUAUCCAUCUCGUAGAGACAAUAAAGCGUCACGCUCUAAUCGCGCGAGGCACAGGAGACAGAAGAUCAGCGAGCAUUCAGAAAACGUGGAGAUGCAUGAUCGGGAUGACGAUUCGACGGAGGACAUCGAGGAGUUCCUGUCGUCAUUGACGGCACGAACGAAUCAGUUGCACUUGGAGAUCUACCAGUCGCAAAUGUUUCAGAAUUCGUGUUCGUACGAUGAGUAAUCGCGCGGAUUCGCAUUAAUCGGUGGAAAUGCGUGACGGAGUAACGUGAAAUCGGAGUAACGCUGCACCGCGGGCGCAUUUUCGGAUCGAAUCUUUUCUCACGAUGUGUUUAUGAUCAGGCAGCGAAGAAUGACAUGUGAAUCGAUCGAUAGCGAAAGUCACGCAUUGCUGGUGCCUAACACGCAUCGGCGGGAUGUGAACUGUGUGCCGCAGGUGACCUUUUCCUACCGGUUCGACGCGGUUACGCAAUUGGAUUAAUCUUCUGUGAUCGAGUCUCGUAUGGUCUCACCGAACGGAUAUUAUCGGAUAUUGUUGCUAACAAUAAGCGUAAUUCAAUGUAAACGUAUUAUUUUUUCAUACUGAUAGCUGCUAGUGAUAUGUGUAAAUACAUUGUGCUGAGACGUUUCACGCAGUAAACUAGACGUUGAAUUUUCUAACAAAUCAAAAGAUAGCAUAUUUUUUUGUUAAACAUUUCUCAUGUAUUUGUUUUUAUAGACGCUUGCAAAAGUUUCUAACUCAUAAGUAGAUGGAUUGCCUCAAAAGAUGAGUCAUUUUACCGGUGCGGGAUCAAACUAUUGUUGCCUGAAAGUUAGCAAAAGAUUAAAUAACUAAUCCAAAAGUUUUGAUUAAAAUAUUACAUCUCAUUGUUAUUAUUAAAUAAGUAGCUUUAAUCAUCAUGUGAACUUUUGCGAGCACCUAAUAUUUUUCACUUUUUUAUAACAAUUUUAAUGAUUAAAUGUAAAGGAGGAUGUGUCAAGUUUAAUUUAAAUUACACAAUAAAGAUCAUGCUUGUAAAAAAAGCUGAAGAACAC
This is a messenger RNA of Ooceraea biroi (clonal raider ant), 5289 nucleotides long. RefSeq lists its product as uncharacterized. Gene Ontology annotation, molecular function: ATP binding; nucleic acid binding; RNA helicase activity. The record is from RefSeq and is a predicted model, not a curated record. Gene Ontology annotation, cellular component: cytosol. Lineage: Eukaryota; Metazoa; Arthropoda; Insecta; Hymenoptera; Formicidae.